AAAUGAAAAUAUAUGAAUAAUAGGAAAUUAUAUCGGUUUCAAAUGGAAAUGGGGGUAAUUUCAUCAAUUUUAAUAUAAGUAAAAUAUGAGGAUCUGUCCAUAACGCCACCCCUAACAAAUAUUGUUAUCUUCUGUGCUCCGAGAAGGAUUAUUUUCUACUCCCCGAAAAUUGAAUUCAAAAUCGAUGGCUGCUCUCACCUCCGCUAGAGGCCAGCAAGAGCAGGUUCUAUUAGAGGAGAACUUGUCUGCAAGAACCUUGAUUUUAAAUAGACCUAAACAACUGAAUGCCCUUUCCUAUCAAAUGGUUACUUUUCUACUAGAGCAUUUCCUUGCUUAUGAGGAGGAUCCUAAUGUCAAAUUCAUUGUUCUCAAGGGGAAUGGAAGAGCAUUUUGUGCAGGCGGUGAUGUUUCUGCUGUGGUUCGUGAUAUCCGUGAAGGCAAUUGGAGAUUAGGUGCCAACUUCUUUGAGAAAGAAUACAUGUUAAACUAUGUUAUGGCAACAUACACUAAACCUCAGGUUUCAAUUCUUAAUGGAAUUGUCAUGGGAGGUGGUGCUGGUGCUUCAAUGCAUGGUAGAUUCCGUGUUGCAACUGAGAAUUCGAUCUUUGCGAUGCCUGAAACCGCUCUUGGACUCUUUCCUGAUGUUGGUGCCACUUAUUUCUUGUCAAGGCUUCCUGGAUUCUUUGGGGAAUAUGUUGGACUUACCGGUGCAAGGUUGGAUGGUGCUGAAAUGCUUGCAUGUGGCCUUGCAACCCACUUUGUCCCAUCUGAGAACUUGUCUUUGUUAGAAGAAGCAUUGUACAAAGCAGAUACAAGCGAUCCUGCCAUCAUUUCACUUAUCAUUGAUGAAUACUCUCAACAACCAUAUUUAAAAGAGCAAAGUACCUAUCACCGGCUGGAAGUUAUUGACAGAUGUUUCUCUCAGAGAACAGUUGAAGAUAUUUUGUCUACUCUCGAGAGGGAGACCAUGAAUAAUGCAGAUGCUUGGAUAUUAACCACAAUUCAGUCAUUGAAGAAGGCUUCUCCAACAAGUCUUAAGAUUUCUCUUAGAUCGAUUAGAAAGGGAAGGCUCGAAGGCGUUGGGCAAUGCCUUGUGCGUGAGUACAGAAUGGUUUGUCAUGUCAUGCAGGGAAAAGUUAGCAAGGAUUUCUUUGAGGGUUGCAGAGCUAUACUGUUGGACAAGGAUAGGAACCCAAAGUGGGAACCUCCUAAAUUGGAGCUCGUGAGUAACAGUAAUGUUGAGCAGUACUUUUCCAAAAUAGAUGACGAAGAGUGGGAAGAUUUGAAGCUGCCUGCUCGGCGUCACCUGCCUGGAUAUGCCACUGCAAAGCUUUAAACAUCAUUUCCUGCCCAAAGCUUAAAUAGUUAGCCCAGUUAAUUGCGUGGGUUGAGGGAUGAAAUACAAUCUUGUAAAUCAUAUUUCUAGACCUUUAUUUAGUGGUACUGUUGACACCAUGCUUAUAUUUUCUAGAAGCCUAUAUUUAUUGGGACAAUAUAUAAAUUUGAUCACAAACUUUGGUUGAUUUUCUUUGUGGCUCGAGGUUCAAUAAUGAUCAUGAUAUUUCAUAUUUCAUUAA
Jatropha curcas is the source of this 1577-nucleotide messenger RNA. RefSeq names its product 3-hydroxyisobutyryl-CoA hydrolase 1. Gene Ontology annotation, molecular function: 3-hydroxyisobutyryl-CoA hydrolase activity. Gene Ontology annotation, biological process: L-valine catabolic process. Lineage: Eukaryota; Viridiplantae; Streptophyta; Magnoliopsida; Malpighiales; Euphorbiaceae. The record is from RefSeq and is a predicted model, not a curated record.